This is a messenger RNA of Belonocnema kinseyi, 4913 nucleotides long. RefSeq names its product pleckstrin homology domain-containing family M member 2 (gene prd1). Gene Ontology annotation, biological process: positive regulation of membrane tubulation; regulation of protein localization; Golgi organization. Gene Ontology annotation, molecular function: kinesin binding. The transcript has 9 exons. Bases 210 to 3623 code for a protein of 1137 amino acids. NCBI's taxonomy places the organism in Eukaryota, Metazoa, Arthropoda, Insecta, Hymenoptera, Cynipidae. Gene Ontology annotation, cellular component: endosome membrane. The record is from RefSeq and is a predicted model, not a curated record.
GCGAGUCAGCAGCACUGGCCAGUCACAGUGAUGUCAGCCGUGUGUCUGUUCUCAGUUGCUGUCAGUCCAACUUUUUUGAUGUUAUUCGUUUCAUUAAGGUUGUUGUCGUUGUCGUUGCUCAAUUCCUAAAAAAAUAUCCUUUCUCUCGACCUCGAGGACGCUGCGUAUUUUAACCAUUCUACGAAAAUCAUGUAAAUAGCAACACCAAAAUGCCGGGACAGGAAGACAUGGAUCUUUGUACGGACAAAGUCCUCUCAAAGGGCAGAAUUCUUCAGGAAUUGACAAAAGCCAUCAAGCUGAUAUAUGCCCAAAGCCUUCAUGGCUCUGUUGUCUUGGACGGAGACUGCUGGUUAGUCUAUUGGCUAGAUCGUGCCCUUCGACAUGGGUUACGCAUUGAAAGGCAUGGAUAUUGGGGUACGGCGCGAGAACUGUCACACCAAGAUACUGUUGUAGUAAUACAUGCUUUGCAAAAUGUAUUAACAUCUAUUGGAAAAGGUCGAGCUUGGCUAUAUCACACUCUGAGUGAAGGAAGUUUCGAAAGUUACUUAGCGUGUCUUCUACGAGAUACUCCAAACUUGAAGAAACAGUAUUUUUCACAUGCUCUUGUCAGAGAUGCUGACAGAACCAAUCAGCUCAUUAAUCUCUUAGCUGGUCUAGAGAAUGUGUCUUUCACGCUACAAUUAGAUGUCACGUACUUGGACAUUUGCAACUAUAUGCCACAACGGCCAAUGAGCGGAUCUCCUCCUGGCACAGCUUUAUCGCUUCAUUUAAGAUCUUCUAGCAUUUCCUCUAGCCUCGCUUCUCCCGGAGACAGUGGAGUUGUUUUGGACAGUGACAUGGAUCUUUCAAACGAAACCGACGGCAGCAGUUACAAGGAUUCAUCAAUUGAAGAUAUUCCAAGUUACCGCAACAACAAAUAUAAAACAAUUCUGAUGAAUUGUGCGAAAGAUUUGAAAAGUAUGGAUCGUUCCUUUUCAUCAAGUGACUCGAGUGAAGAAGGAAAGACUCCAGUCCAGUCACCAGCAAUAAAGCCUAAUCAAAAUAAUAUGGUGACAAAAAGCGACAUUGUCAAUCAAAAUCUCACGUAUAAGCUCGACGAUAAUGAAUUGAAUUCCUCCAGUUUGGACACCUUGAAAGAUUAUCCUUACUACAGCAAAAGUCUCGAGUCAAAGUUCGACCGGGUCAACAAUGAUUUGGACAAUGUUGGCAAUGAUAUCAAUAAAAGAUACAGCUACUAUGCCGAUAGUGGCUACAGUUUCAAGAAAAAUAUUGAGAGCCGCAAUUCCUACGUCAUUAAUAAUGACACGAAUUUACUAGAAUUGAGCAUGACAAUCUCGGAUUGUGAUAGCACCGAAGCUCCCUACAGUAUUCUCAAUACCAUCAAUAUGGUCGACACCGGUAUUCUCUCAUCCUCCAGUUCUGAAGCUGUCGUACAGCGACGACAGCGUAAGAAAAAACGAGGCGAGGGCAAGAAACGUGUCAGCUUUCACGAGGAUAUUUUCAAAAUGAUGAAGCUGGAUGACGAAGAAAAUGAUAACGAUUUUUCCAUGAGUUUUCGUUCGUCAAAUUCGGUGCAGAAGAGGGAUGUGCAGAGAGGAAGGUACAGCUGGUGCGGAAAUGGUGAUUCACCUUAUGUUGAGAAGACAGGCGACACGCGGAAUGCUUACUCGGAUUAUUACUCUUCUUGCUCUUUAUUGAGCACAUUUGACAGCGAGAAUGAUAAAAGGCAGGCACCGAAAUUGUGCAAUCAUCCACUUUGUCAGAAGAAUUUCAAGUGUACGUGUCUCUCGAUAUCAGAGCGUGGAGUGCCCGAAGGUCAAGAAGAUCCUCAAAUAAACUCGAGACCGAAAAUGGAGAUUGAGCUGAAAGAUAACGAGGCGCAAGAAGCAUACAUCGUUGAGAAGGAGUGCUUUCAUAUUGUCGAAGAUCCGCCGGUCAAGCUUGAAAUGCCCGGGUUAUCGAGUUCGAAAAAAUCGAUCGCCUCUAGUGAUUGGUCAGAUGCAGAUAGUGUCACGACCUGUGAUUCUGAAGAGCGAAAGAGCAAUCGACACUUGGCAUCACCUUUGAAGAAGCGAAAUAUGACAGCCAUCCUGUCUGGGGAAAAUAGUAAAUUGUUGGUUCCACCCCCCUUACGUCAAGCGCCAUCCAAGACUUCUCUCUUGAACAGGUUUCUUCGUUCAAUUACCGAACGCAAAUUCGAAAAUAAGAAGACCAAGAAACCGAAAUUUAAUUCACUUUAUAUCAAAUGUGACAAACUGGAUAAUGAUUCUUUUAAAGAAUUUAACGAUUCUCUUGAAAAAGAAAUUAAAGAGAGCGUGGAGGUGGGCCGAGAGAAUUCGAGUGGUGAGAAGAUCAGUUUUAAACUGAAAGAGGUUUUCAAACGUAGCAUCUACAGAGACAAAACAGAGGAAUUGUAUAAGGUUUAUAAAGUUCGAAGCUCGUACAUGACCAAUGGUGAGAGUAAACCUAUGUUGGCUCUCUUGACGGACAAAACUCUUUAUUUGACCAGCUCCAAGACGGAUCACUCAUACAGGAAUCAGUUUGUUAUUCCUUAUAACGAACUCGAUGUUAUAAUGAUUGGGCCUAACGCACAAACUAUAUUAAUAUCCAAUGCUGAUUAUGAAAUGCAAUACUUAUUUUCAACCGGCAAUGCCGAAACUACCUCAGAACUUAUCGCUCAUUUGGAAAUGGCUAUGAGAAGAUCACCGUCGAAACCAAGAUUGCCAGCUGUUAAAGAACUAAACUACGACGACAUGCAAACCCUCAGACAUUCUAUUUUAGCUGAAACCGCGGUUCACCCUGAUGAAAAAAUCGAAUAUUAUAGUAUCAUAUACAUGGAAGACGAACACAUAUCACCUCCAAGUACACCUUGCGGCCCGAUAAAGGAAGGAGAUCUAAUGUUUCGUCCUCACACUUAUCAGUCCCAGCAUCCCAAUGCGCCGAUAAAUUCGUGGGAAGCCGGAUAUUUUGUUUUGAAGGGUGGCAUUGUUUACAUGUUUACCGAUUCUAGUCAGCGACUUCCGAAGCGCGCUAUUCCGCUGAAGGGUGGUCUCUGCCAAGGAUGCCGAAGAAUUCCCAACUCUCAUCGACCACACACCUUUGAAAUUCUUCUCCAGUCGAACAAGUCCUUUCAGUUUGCUGCGCCGGACGAAUAUGUUGCCUCGGAGUGGCUGCAGAGUUUCGUUCAGAGCGCGUCUGGAUUGUUUGAAUCUACUGAACGAAGGAAGAAUCCGCUUCCGUGCAGUUUGAUUGCAACCUCGAAACAUUUGGUUGCGAUGAACGAAGUUUUCCCCGGAACUCAGAGAGGCCAGACACUUUCUUGUGCAUCUAUUGAGGAUCUGACUGCAUUUAGAGUGCCUUCGACACAGCAGUCAUGGUGCGUUUUGGAAUUCGCGUGUCGAGAAGUUCAUGAAAGUAGUGGAGAUUGGGUAGUGCACUUCACUAACUACUCGGAACUCUGUACUUUUAGACGAAUCUUAGAAAUCCUAUGGGACGACGUUCAUGAGGAGGACUUUCCGUUGAUAACGUUGCAACCUGAAGAUAAGCUUCAUAAGCGAUGCAUGAUCAUCAGCAGAGACCUAGAAAAUGCCUGGCAAUAUUUAUUACCUGUAGCACCUGAAUAGUGGUUAUGAUGGCCCUUUACUAUUCCUAUUACGUAUCGAUAAAUGCAAGCUACUUAUUCUAAAGAAAGGAAAAAAAGAUGCAAUUGCCGUUAUCUUGCAAGCUUUUAAAAAGUCGUUUAAAUCAAAAGACACCACAUGUGAAUAAUUUGAGCAGACGUGAAAUGAGCAAACUUCUUGGAUUCACCGAAUGUAAAACAUUAACGUUUAUUGAAAAAUACAGUUCGACGAAACUUUGCUAUACUUGCAAAUGCAAUUCUUUGCUAAUUACACAUUCAGUAAUGAAAAAAAAAACUGUAAUAUAUCUGCAGUUGCAACUAAUGUAUUAAUCACGUGAGUGUCUAUAACUCUAUAAAAUUAUGCGCAUUUACCAAAGAAAAUACUAAUGACUAAACUUAAAGGUACGACCUAUUGAAUUAUCAUUUACUUUAUUCAUUUCGAAAAUUAGUUUUCUAUGGAAUGGUAGGUUUGGCCUGAACCUUUCCCAAAAACGUUUCCGUUAAAACAUGACAUAUAAUUUUUUUGGCAAUAUAUUUUUUGAAAAGUAACUCUAAUAGAUGACGCACAGCUAUAUCUAUUGAUGAGCUUAAAUUUUGCUCAUCAUUUCAAUUAUUGUUUAUUUGUAACAACUAUGUUAAGCGUUAUUGUAUUAUAUUAACUCGUGGUGCUUCGUUAAUUUAUGUUUAAGAUUUGCAUAAUAUGAUUAACUAAAUGUCUUUAAUUUAAGAAAGUACGCUUAAAGUGAAUGAAUUUGUUUGAGAGAAUUUGAAUCUCGUGAAAAAAUGAUUAUAAAUUAAUUACUUUAGUACUUUAUAAGAUAUAUUUUCUCUCAUCUUAAAAGUAUGCAAUCCAAGAGCUUUUUUUUAAGCAUUAGAAUAAUUAUUUUGUAUUUGUAAAAACAGCUGAUUAAUUUAAUUUUUAAGUUUUGCGAUUAAUUAAUGAAGGUGUAAACCGAGGAUAUCGCAGAGUGCAUACUCUGAAACAUUGCUACAUAAUGCGUAUAUCUUUUGUGGUUAAAAUGAAUUGUGAUAGGAAUAAUAGAAUUAAAAAAAAACUCGUAAAUUAUCGUCACACUCAGUUAUAGACUGUAAAAUAAUUUUUAUGAUUUAAAUUACGUUGAGGUUCCGAGAUUAUUGUAGAUUUUUUGUUUUUGUGCGCGAUUUGCACAAGGUUUUCGAACGACAUUUUGUACUGUUAGAAGGUGCAGACUUGAGCGCUGCCUUUGUACUUAUCGCGCAUUGUAAUCAAUUCAUCAAGUGUAAUACUCAGGCGCAAUAAAAUUACUUAAAUCAA